Messenger RNA from Metarhizium robertsii ARSEF 23, 789 nucleotides. Its product is annotated as Glutathione S-transferase. The transcript has a single exon. The record is from RefSeq and is a predicted model, not a curated record. Gene Ontology annotation, molecular function: glutathione transferase activity. NCBI's taxonomy places the organism in Eukaryota, Fungi, Ascomycota, Sordariomycetes, Hypocreales, Clavicipitaceae. Gene Ontology annotation, cellular component: cytoplasm. Bases 1 to 789 code for a protein of 262 amino acids.
AUGCCUCUUCCGCCACACGCCUCUGGUGCUGCCGCCGAACUGGCUGGCAAACAUGCCGCUGACCACCCAACUAAACUGUAUGGCGCGUGGUUUAGCCCCUUUGUCCAACGAGUUUGGAUCACUUUGUGCGAGAAGAACGUCCCCCAUCAAUACAUUGAAGUCGACCUGGGCAGGAAAGAGCCCGAGUUCCUGGCCAUGAACCCUCGCGGCUUGGUACCGAUCCUCGCUUUGGCAGCCGACCAAAGGCCGCUAUAUGAAAGCUCAAUCAUAUGCGAAUACUUGGAGGACAAAUUUCCACAUCAUCAGCUGCUGCCGUCAGAUCCAUAUACGCGAGCCCACGCACGGCUGUGGAUUAAUCACAUCAAUACAAGAAUCAUCCCGGCAUUUUACAAGUUUCUUCAGCACACGACAGACAGGCCGUAUAGCCUCGAAGAAAUUCGCACUGAAUUCCUUGGUCACAUUCGAAGCUUCACAGAGCAAAUGCAUUCACAGGGGCCGUGGUUCUUAGGCGAAGAUAUAAGCCUAGUCGACAUUAGUCUAGCUCCAUGGGCACAACGUCUUUGGUUACUAGAUCACUUUAAGAUUGGCGGAGCAGGUAUUCCAUUAAAGGAUAGGGAUGAUAUCUGGCAACGGUGGUCUAAGUGGUAUAGUGCGGUUAUGAAGCGGCAGAGCGUUCAGGAAACAUGGAGCGAGGAUGAAAAGUAUAUUAUAACUUAUCAACGCUAUGCGGAUGACACCACCAAGACACUUAUUGGGCAGGCAACGAGGCUGGGACAGAUGUUGCCAUAG